AUGGCCGCCUCCUCCUGCGACGACGACUUCUCCCUGCUCGGCGACGACGCCGCCGCGGCACAGCCUCACCACGACCCUAGCCAAUCCCAUCGUCAUCACCAUCUUCCUCAGCAGACGCAACUGCAAGCGGCGGCGACUGCAGCCGCCUUCGUGACUCACCGAUUUGUGACGACGAAAGGGCCCGUCCCCGUCCACGCCUCCCACGCCCUGCGCGGCAGUAUCAGGAGCCCAAAGAAGUCCACUGGCGUCGACGACGACGAACCUGUCGACUACGGGGAGGCCUUCGCCGAGGCCGAUGCUGCCGCAUCUAAGCUCCCUUCCGCCCCCUCCCCCGCCGCCCCCGCCUUCCACGACGUCAAUUCCCACCAUUGUUUCGCCAGUACAGACGACGACCCUGUCGCUGCUGCCCCGAACGACUUUCCAUCCCAGCUGCCGGAAGAUGAAGACGACGAAGGAGACGACGGAGACAGCAAUCGCCACCAUCUUGAGAGGAAGGGGAGAGGCACGCCCGGGAGUGGCACUGUUGUCGGAUCUCACCCCUCCCGUCCGGAUAUCAAGCGCAAGGACCGCGAGGAGCUCAGCGACGGCGGCUCCCCCUACUGCUUCAAUAGCGGUGGCAGCGGUAAGAAGCCGAGGCUGUCCUCGUCGAUGGACUAUCGCAAGGACAGGGAAGAGUGGAGUGACUCGGCCAUCGCGUGCCUGCUAGAUGCGUACACAGAAAAGUACGUACAGUUGAAUAGGGGUAAUCUGCGAGGGAGGGACUGGGAGGAUGUGGCUACUGUUGUGAGUGAGCGAUGCGACAAGCAGAAGUCAGGCAAGAGCGUGGAGCAGUGUAAGAACAAGGUUGACAAUCUCAAGAAGCGGUACAAGGCCGAGCGCCAGAGGCUUAGCAGCGGCAAUCUCUCGGUUAGUCACUGGCCCUGGUUCAAAAAGAUGGAGCAGAUUGUAGGCUCGUCGUCAACCUAUGCCAAGCCGUUAUCAGAGGACGACAAAUCCAUUGUGGCUGUUGGGGACGGUUCAUCCUCUGCUGCCACUGUCAGGCAGAGCAAGAGGUCCAUCUCUUUCAUUCCUCUAGAAAUCCUCUUUAGUCUACAUGAUAUUCUUUUUGUGUGAAAGAAGGAUGCGGAUAAGAACCAGCAUUCAAAUAUCAUCGGGAACAGUGUAUGGAUUACUUUCAAGACAUUGCCUUUUUCUUCAAAUUAAGGCUUGAAGUACAUCAGAGCAUAUUUUAAGAAACAUCUCAAUGUUAAAAGCGUCUGACUCUAGUAUAUUUAGAAGAGUAUGGAUCAUUCUGCUUCAGGAUCUGCAGGGCUAUUGCUUUCGCAAUCAACUUUAGAGGGCAGCUGUGUCGAUGCCAAAGCUUUUCUUUUCUAGCGUAUUUGAUUGUUAAAUUUAUCAUAUAGGUAAUGUGAAAAACUCUGCUUAUCAUAUAGGCCGUUUAUAUAUGCCCAAACAGCGGUUUUUGCACUUAAUUCUUGUCAUCACUUUCGUCAUGAAGCUUUACCGGGUAUAAAUAGUUUUCUGCUUUCUUUUGAUCAGUGCUGCCGAUAGGUCAUCCUAGGAUGCAUUUUAUGGUAAUUUCUUAUUAAAGGUGGUUCGCCUUCUGAUGUAAGUUCUCUAAAAUUCCUAGGUAGCAUAAGUUGGCCAAUUGUGGCAUCGUUGGUGUAGAAGUAGAUAAUAAUUCGUAAUAAAAACGUAGAAUGCGAUCCUUGAGAACUUGUUACAAACCUGGAAAAUCGCUCCAUGUAAUGUUUUGGAGUACAAUCAUGAUCAGGACUUACUAAUGAAGACUGAAAAAAGGGGUAGUAUAUAAUUUUCUUGACAUUUGUGGUCAAAGAGGUGUCAGUCACGUAAGCCACGGUAUAAUUAUGUAUACCUGAGGGAUGCUCUCAAACAGGGCUUCCAGGCUAGAGUCCAAGUACUCGAAAGUCUUUACCAAAAAGUGCCACGUGCCCAUUUUCAUGAUCGGAAACGUAUUUAAGUUUCAUUAAUGUCUGACUGAUUCAUGGCAUGCAUGCUUUAGAUCUAUUAGACAUAAGUAAAAGGAGGAUGCAAUGAAAUCAUAUAAAGUUUCUACUGUCGGCCCACCACUCAUGAACAUAGUGAGAAAUAAGAGGGAAGGUACGAUGUCAAACAGAAGAGGAAAAAAAUCGGACAAAAUGAUAUGAAUUAUUUGUUUUCCACCCCAUCACCUGUGAGCACUCCACCUAAAGAAGCAAAAUAGUUGGUGAAUUUGGUUUCACCAAGUACUUCAGUGAUAGCAACCGAUGAUGUUCUUGCUAGUGAUUUUGUGUAGAUUUACACUUUUCCGGCCUCUGGGAUCAGGGUAGUGAUCCAGAGGGACCGUAUGGGAUGCCUAAUUGUCCUUCUUGAGUGACAUUGGGUGAUAGAUUCCAAUAGACUAUUGACUUUAUUACUUUCCUGAAGGACUCUGAUUCCAAAGGAGCGGUCAGCGACUAUGUCCUUGGGCAGAAAAAUUAUGUAAAUGAAAAAUUGUGGAGUUUUUUCCAAAGGAACAAGCACAGGAACCUCAACCUGACCAGUAAACUCAACUAAGGAUUAACAUAAAAUAUCCCUCCAAAUGUCCAGUUCCUCCAUUCAUUUCUUUUUGAAACGUUCCAAUGGUGGUCCAUAUAGAUUGGAGAUGUCAAGAAGAAACGAGUACGUUUCCAUUGAUAUGAUGGGGACUCUUUUUAAAUUUAGACUAUGGUGUAGGAUAUAUUAAGAAUUAGUCAAUUUAUGGAAAUGUGAUGGGGACUGUUGUCGCUUAAAUUUGGACUUGGUGCUCGCCUCUUCAUUUUCCAUUUGAGGAAUGUUUUUUCAUGUGCUUUGAAGGAAGAUGUUCAUUCUAUUACUUAUUUCAAAUCAAUUCUUUUGGAGAUCAUGAAUGGAAGCCGCUUGGAUUUUGUCCAGAGAAUUAAUUUUGGACAGUAUGCAGAUUGUUCCCUUACAUAUUUGGCGCUUUCAGAAGACCUUUGAUGAAUACAUUUGUCACUGUCUUUAUGUUGUCUGGGAUAAUUCAGGGGGAAGUUUAUUGUUUAUUUCGAUUAUUACUUGUCUAAAAUGUAAAUGUCAGAAAUUCAACCUGUCAGUCCCAGGUUAGCUCCUUGGCCCUGUUGGACGACGGAUGGUCUCAUUGGUUCGCAUACUGUCAUCACCACAUUAUUCUGGUGUCUAGGUUUCGGCAAUCUGACAAGUUCGUCACCUUUAUUGAGAGAUCUGCCAUGGAAUAGCUCUAGCUUAACCCUCCUUCCAAACUUGCACAUCACUGUUGUUGCAGUCCGCCACCUAUACAUUUCCCCCGAGAUAAUGUCCCUUGGAUUUUCAAGUUGUUCCAAAAGUCAUUGAUAUUUUAUGUUCUUAGCAAAUUAUUGCCUCCAAAGGGAUAAAUUAUACUGUCACCUCUGGAUUGGUGGUGAGCAGUAACAAUGUCUAUCUGGAAUGUGCGGCAGCCGCCAAUGAUUAAACUAGUUGAUGAAGUUCCUCUAGUCUAGUCCUCUUAGUAGUAUUAUGCUCUGCCAUCCCAGGUGAUGGCACUAUCUCCCAGAGAUAAGAUUUUACUGGCCAGCUCCACCUGAAUCUGGGCCAAGAUUUUAGAAGCUGCUUCUGGAGAACAUCCAAAGUGGUGUAAUUUGGGCCAGCAUUGGUCAUCAGACGCUAGUGAGGAAGAGUAUAAAGUUCCUCUCUCUCUCUCUCUCUCUCACUUGAGCCAUUCUUACCCUUCUUCUUUUCUCUUUUGAUGGAAUUUAUCAGUGAGCUUAUGUGGUGGUACUGUCCUCCAAGUUUUACAUUCAGCAAAAUCUCUUACAUAACCAUUACAUUGCUCCAUGAUUGGCUGAUUCCCGAUCAUACAAUAUACUGUAUUUGAUGGUACCCAUAGAUCAUGGGGUAGAGGUUUUGUGUUGGGUGAAUGGUAUUCAUCUCUUCGCGUGUAUAAUUUCCGUGUCCACGUACUCCCAGGAAAACAGCCUUCAGUAAACUUCUAAUUUUGUUUCGAUCAAAAUUGUGAAAGUAGACUAUAGCGGAAAAGUAAGAUACAUAUGUGAAUGAAACUGAUCAUAUUUUAUGAAAACACCCAUCUUUCUCUAAACAUGAAUGGGGAAAAGUUUUCAACCUUGCUUUUCUGGUUUAUCUUUUCGGGAAUCUUUUUGUUCAGCACUUUAGUCAUAUAAUGCUAGUAGACACUAAAGUUUCAACGUUCUAUGUAUGUGAUGCUCAGUACUUGUACUUGUGUUUUUUUUUCCCCCCUGUUUCAUUUCAUAAACCUGUAAGUAAUUAUGCAGAUAUGCGCCUGCCAACCCUGGACCGGUGAACUUAACAAAUAACUUGAAGACAAAGCCCUUGUCAAUUCCAAGGUGGCGAAGAGUGGUCUUAAAAAUUAGUGGAGAUGCCUUCACUGGGAAUGGACCUCAAAAUGUUGACCCUAAGGUUCAUCUCCAUCUCUUGUUUUUAUUUCUUGCAUUGUGACUAUUAUAGUCUAUUAGGUUAACAGGUAAAUAGUCGCUUAUUUAUCCUUAAAGAGGGUUAUCUAACUCAUAUUGUCUAUUCUAUGCUUAGGUGAUGAUGCUAAUAGCCAGAGAAAUUGCAACUGCUUGCCGUGUAGGAGUAGAGGUAUGCAUAAUCCAAGCCAAUUUAUGAAUGUCGUAUUUCUUCAAUGGUAAAGGUUUUUGCGUUCUUAGUAAAUGUCCUAUUUCCCAUCCUUUUUAUUUCCAGGUGGCAAUUGUUGUUGGGGGACGCAAUUUCUUUUGUGGUGAUUCAUGGGUGGCUGCAACCAGUAUUGACCGAGCAACAGCAUACCAAAUAGGGUAUUGUUUUUAAUAAUUCGGGCCUUCUCACAGAUCUUUUAUCCUAAUCAAGUUACUGGUGCUUUAAGCUUUUAUCCUAAUCAAGUUACUGGUGCAUUAAGGAUUUGUGAAAUUUAAAUUUUUGUCAUUUAUUUUUUCUUCCACGAUUUCUUUGUAUCAGUUCCUGGAUUUGUCUUUCUACUACUACCUUUUUUCUAGGUUUGCUUUUCUGAUCCAGUUUUAGAAGGAAGAUUCUGUUUUUCUUUUCAACUAUUCCUUAACUUGUAGUCUCUGUGUGGGAGGUAAAACGUGUGAAAUUCAUACUCAACUUCAUUCAGAAUAGAUAUGGACAUUGAGGAGGGGUUCUCUUAGGACUUCAUGCCAUUUAUUUCUCUACCUCAUAUCCAUUCCCCCAUUUCUGAUUUCCGAUAUGUAGGCAUGUGUUUAUGGACAGGAGUGGGCAUACCUUUAAGACAAUCCAAAUUCAGAUGAUAGAUGGCAGAUAGAAGAAAACAAAGGUGAUUCAUCACAAUUGUAAAGCAAUACCCAUCAAUACUUGGUGUUCUUGUGACAUGGUUCACGGAUGUACGUUUUUUUUUAAUCAUUAUUUCUCAAUUGACUUAUAAAUAAGUUUCAAGAAUUCGUCUCUAGUGCCAGCACUAAGUUGAGGUUAGUUGGAGACCAAGAGAUCUCGCCUUUUGGGAAGAGUCGUUGCAGUCUGAGCUUACCUUGGCCUCUAAUCUUCACAUGGAAAUAACUUUCUGAAGAAACUGGAACUGGCAGUUGUGGAUAGGGAUUUAUGCAUAAAGCACAAGGAAAAGCAUUUGUUGAAGUGUUGACCAAAUAUAUUAACGAAAUGACAAAAAGUACUAGAACCAUGGGGUACAGGCUAAAAUAAAGGCCCAAAAUGUAACCAAGGAAUUCUCGAUUAAUGCUACCAGUAAGCGACAUAAAGACUACAUCAGAAUGAUAGUGUUGCCAAGAUUUGCUACCAGCAUGUUCAACAGAUGUUCAAUCUUCCUAUCUGUUGGUUGUUUUCCUUGUUACGUUGAAGUCCCUUGUUCUCCAAUAUGAUGGCGUUUUCACUGAAGAACUCGUCAUUUGGGAAUUGCAUUUUUUUCUCCGGUGUAAUUUUGUUAGUCUCCGUGACUGGAUUCAGUGGCCAGACCCGUUUAAACUUUUGCUCUGUAUUUGUUAUAUAAUUCAUAUUUGAAUAGACGUUUAGAGAGUAUUUUCAAUAGUGAAUCAGCUGGGUAGCCUUUGGAAUUCUGUUCAUCCCCCGAAAUUCAGUUGCUUCAGUGAGGCCAUUCCCGGGCUUGAUCUUGCUACAGAGAAAUGUGAUAAGGUGCAUCAGGAACAGCACCUUAUGUUUAUAUACGAUUUGCCCAUUCUGCUACUGAUAUCUGUAUACGAUUCCCUCUCUAACUCAGGGUCUGUUAACGGAAAAUGUGUCCGAGUCAUGUCCUUGAAAGCGAAGCAUCUUGGACAGGAUUUUUGCUUCCUGCGUCAAUUAAAGGCAGAAUAAUAUGCGCUUACGUUCAAGUUUCGUAGGGUUUAGCUGGUCAUACUUUUAUAAAUCCCCAUCCUCCCUUUUGUUCGGGGGAGGGUGGGGGGGGUUGUGGUGGGAAGUUCUCUGGUAGUUGGAAGUGGGUGAGAAGAAAACAGGUGUAAAGUGAACACUAGCAACCACAAUUUAAGAAGAUGCUCUCUUCUAACAAUUCCAAGUUAUCGACAACUACAUGUGUACAUUUAUGUUACCCCCAAGUAACAAUAGUUGGCUUUAUGCCUAUCAUUUGAUCAUCGCAUAUUUUGUAUUUCAUUCAAUUUUUGUACCUUUUGCACCUUUCGAUUUCAUUGUAUAUUGUAGGCAAAUAACCUUCACGCAUCAUCUUUGUUGGAUAAGACAGGCAAUGGAUUUAUCUACUCAUUGUCUUAUUUUUGCCGUAGUUAUUUUACUCUUGUAUUAAGUUGACAGUUUCCUUAGCGGAAGAAAUAGUUUUGGCAUCUGUGUUUAUGAUUUCUAGUUUCAUAUUUUUGUCAUAUUUCUAACUUCUAGCCUCUGUAGCUGUUCGAGAUAUGUAGUAAAGUCCAGGUUUUCCGUUUCUUCUGUUUCUUCUGGUUAUGCAUCUUCUCUUCGCCACGUUUUUCCCUCAAUGCCUUACACUUACCCGCUUGGGUGCUACAGCAUGAUGGCGACUGUAAUGAACUCUGUGCUGCUUCAAGCAUCUCUUGAGAAGAUUGGUGUGCAGACACGCGUACAAACAUCAUUUAUGAUGCAAGAGAUUGCAGAGCCCUACAUCAGAAGAAGGGCAAUCCGUCACCUUGAGAAGGGAAGAGUUGUCAUCUUUGGUGGUGUUGGUGUCGGAACAGGGAACCCGCUUUUCAGCACUGAUACGGCUGCUGCUCUGAGAGCCUCCGAACGUAAUGCUCCUCGAGCUGACUGCUUUUUAUUGAAUGCUUUUCAUCCGGGUGGGCUCACGAGCAUUUAGAAUCUGAAUAGAAAUUCAAUGUCCCCUUUGUCAGUUGGUGCAGACGCCGUUCUUAAAGGAACGACCGUUGACAGCGUUUUCGAGUGUCAUCAGCGGACCAACAGCCGCGUUCCCUUUGAACAUGUGUCAUUCAGGGAAUUGCUCGCAAGAGGUUUCACAGCCAUGGAUACGACAGCUAUCACUUUCUGCGAGGAGAACAAUAUCCCUGGUCAGUCGUGUAGCCAUGCAAUGCGAGCACCUGCUUUUGCAUCUCUUAUUUUGCCCGCCUUGUUAACAUGGACCAUCUUGCUUGUGCAGUUGUGGUCUUUAAUCUUCUAGAAUCUGGGAACAUCUCGAGGGCGCUUUGUGGAGACCAAGUGGGCACCCUUGUUGACCAGUCCGGAAGGAUCGGUUGA
Messenger RNA from Spirodela intermedia, 7668 nucleotides. NCBI's taxonomy places the organism in Eukaryota, Viridiplantae, Streptophyta, Magnoliopsida, Alismatales, Araceae. The record is from the annotation of a GenBank genome assembly.